CGCGCCGCUCGCGUCUCUUCGGCCAUUUUCGCCUCCGACCCCGAAGGGGCCCGACGGCGCCGCGUAUCCAGCGCUGACUCCGAGCCGCGGCGGAGACCCGAUCAGCCAAUCCGGCUGCGCUCGGGCGCUUUCGGAAGGGAGGGGGAGGGGCGCCGAGGCUGGGCGGACCCGGGCUCGGGCGCGCUCGGCUCCGCUCGGAAGAGCUCGGCUCUCGCUCGCGGCGGGGCGGGCGGAGCCUGCGGCGCGAGGCUCCCCAGCCUAGGCCGCGCCGUGUCGGUGUUGGGCGAGCUUCGGGCCCACGGUCGGCCACCUUGUGGGCCGGGGACCGCGGCGGCCGCGGCCCCCUAGGCGCCAAGGAAGGCCAGCGCAGAGCCGCUCGGAAACGCUCGUGCGGCCUCGUACCAGUUCGGACGGCCUCGGCUCCGUACUUCGGGCCUCUUCGGGCCUCCUCGGUUCCGGACUGCUGGCCGUCGGCUGGGCUCGACUGGGCCCCUUCGUGCCGGUUCGGCCUCUUCUCGGACGGCCUCGGCUCGGCUCGGCUCGGCGCGCGGCUUCGGGCGGCCUCGGCUCGGCUGGGCUCGGCUCGGUUCGGGCGGCCUUCCUCGGGCGGCGCGCUUCGGGCUGCAUCCCGGCCUUCGGGCGGCCCCGGCCAGCGCCUUCGGGCGGGCUCGGCGGAGUCCGGAUGGAGGACUCGGACUCCGCCGCCAAGCAGCUGGGCCUGGCCGAGGCAGCGGCGGUGGCGGCCGCGGCCGCUGUGGCGGCGGCGGCCGCGGCCGCGGCGGGGAACGAGGCCGAGGAGUCGGUGCUCAGCAGGGACGAGGACUCGGAGGAGGACGGUGACUCGGAGGCGGAGCGCGAGACGCGGCGGGUGACAGCCGUGGCGGUGAUGGCCGCAGAGCCCAGGCACAUGGACAUGGGCACCGAGGCCCUUCCCGGCCCCGACGAGGCUGCUGCAGCCGCCGCCUUUGCAGAAGUGACCACGGUGACGGUGGCGAACGUGGGCGCCUCGGCGGACAACGUCUUCACCACGUCGGUGGCCAACGCCGCCUCGCUGUCGGGACACGUCCUGUCCGGCAGGACCGCCCUGCAGCUCGGAGACAGCCUGAACGCCGAGAAGGCCACGCUGAUCGUGGUGCACACGGACGGGAGCAUCGUGGAGACCGCGGGGCUGAAGGGGCCCGCCGCUCCACUCACCCCAGGCCCCCAGUCCCCGCCGGCGCCCCUGGCCCCCGGCCAAGAGAAGGCGGGCAGCAGGUACAACUGGGACCCGUCAGCCUACGACAGCGAGCUGCCCGUGCGCUGCCGCAACGUCAGUGGCACCCUGUACAAGAGCCGGCUGGGCUCCGGAGGCCGGGGCCGGUGCAUCAAGCAGGGGGAAAACUGGUACAGCCCCACGGAGUUCGAAGCCAUGGCGGGGAGAGCCAGCAGCAAGGACUGGAAGCGGAGCAUCCGCUACGCCGGCAGGCCGCUGCAGUGCCUCAUCCAGGACGGGAUCCUGAACCCUCACGCCGCCUCCUGCACCUGCGCCGCCUGCUGCGACGACAUGACCUUGAGCGGCCCCGUCCGGCUCUUCGUCCCCUACAAACGGCGCAAGAAGGAGAACGAGCUGCCCGCGGCCCCGGGGAAGAAGGAGGCCGCCAAGAACGUCACGCUGCUCCCGGCCACCGCCGCCACCACCUUUACUGUGACCCCCUCAGGACAGAUCACUACCUCUGGCGCACUGACCUUCGACCGGGCGUCCGCAGUGGAAGCCACCGCGGUCAUCUCGGAGAGUCCGGCGCAGGGCGAUGUCUUUGCGGGAGCCACAGUGCAGGAAGCAGGCGUGCAGCCGCCGUGCAGGGUCGGCCACGCGGAGCCCCACUACCCCGGCUUCCAGGACAGCUGCCAGGUCGCGCCCUUUCCGGAAGCUGCGCUGCCGACCGCUCACCCCAAAAUAGUGCUGACCUCCCUGCCGGCCCUGGCGGUCCCGCCCUCCAACCCCACCAAAGCCGUCUCCCCCUCGGUGGUCAACGGCCUGGAGAUGUCGGAGCCGCGGAGCUGGCUGUACCUGGAGGAGAUGGUCAACUCCUUGCUCAGCACAGCCCAGCAGCUGAAGACGCUGUUCGAACAAGCCAAGCAGGCCAGCUCCUACCGGGAGGCCGCCGCGGCCCAGGCCCGGGUGCAGGCGGACACCGAGCGGAAGGAGCAGUCCUGUGCCAACUGCGGCCGCGAGGCGCUGAGCGAGUGCACCGGCUGCCACAAAGUGAACUACUGCUCCACCUUCUGCCAGCGCAAGGACUGGAAGGACCACCAGCACGUGUGCGGCCAGGCGGCAGCCGUCACGGUGCAGGGGGACGAGGUCCACGUCGCCGAGAACGUGAUGGAGAAAGUCGCCGUGUGAGGGCCGCCGGGCCCCCUCGCUGCAGCGUGGCGGGGCCGUCGCCGGACCCGGACCCCCGGGGGCUGCGGGGACGCUGAGGAAGUGAAGAAACUUGCUGGCCAAGUUGUGGACAGACUGGAAGUGGCCUGCGCCCUGCAGAGCCGCCGCUGCCCGAGGCGAGAGGCGCAAGGCCCGAGGGAGGGGCGCCCCGAGGACAGGCCGCUGCACGGUGCUCUUUUAUCCUUGGAUCACGAGGGUCCGGCCUUACCCACGGGUGUGUUGUGUUUGUAACACGGGUGUACAUACGUGUGUCUCAAUAAAGUUGGUUUCCCUGCCCCA
Messenger RNA from Phyllostomus discolor (pale spear-nosed bat), 2698 nucleotides. RefSeq names its product DEAF1 transcription factor (gene DEAF1). Bases 683 to 2380 code for a protein of 565 amino acids. The transcript is spliced from 12 exons. NCBI's taxonomy places the organism in Eukaryota, Metazoa, Chordata, Mammalia, Chiroptera, Phyllostomidae. Gene Ontology annotation, cellular component: nucleus. The record is from RefSeq and is a predicted model, not a curated record. Gene Ontology annotation, molecular function: DNA-binding transcription factor activity, RNA polymerase II-specific; DNA binding. Gene Ontology annotation, biological process: regulation of transcription by RNA polymerase II.